AAAGGGCCUGAGUCCGAGCGGAGUGAGGUGAGAGGGAAGGAAAUGAAGUUCAACGUGAAGGCUUGGAGCGGCGGCGCUCGUGUCGGAGCACUGGAGAUUGGAAGUUGUCCGAAUCCUAUAGAGACGCCUGCUCUUCUCCUAUCUACUCGUAAAGGCCUCCCUCACUUCAUCUCACCCGACCAUCUCUCUUCUCUCCCUUCCCCUGAUUGCCGUCUCCUUCAAGUUUCUCCUCUUCACUUUAACCUAUCCCAGGUAUGCUUUUGCAGUUUGGAAGGACUUCCCACAAAAACUAUAUCAAAAAUUGGGGGCCUCCAUCGAAUGCUCAGUUUGCAUGAAUAUGCAAUUGCAGCUGUAGUUAGAGAUUCUAUUACUAGUCUUCCUGAGGCUAUUGGAAGUACCAAACUUGGAGCAUCUUUUGAGACUCCUUGUGGCCGUCUCUUGAUUAAACCCAAAGAUUAUAUGGAGAUGAUUUCACAUAUGAGGCCAAACAUGUGGGUUGCUUUGGCUGAUGAAGUACCUGCUUGGGUAUCAGAUAAAAGGAACAAAACCUCAGUAGAUCGAACUGUCAGAUGGCUUGAUGACUGCCUUGCAUUGAAUCCGGCAGGUGGAUGUGCCUUUGGCGCCAUUGUUGGAGGUUCAUGUUUGGAAGAACGGAAGCGUUGUGCAGAGGAGGUAGCCAGGCGAAAUGUAUCAGGUUAUUGGAUUGGGGGCUUUGGGCUUGGAGAGGGCAUUGAUGAACGACCUCCUCUUCUUACUACUAUCAUGGAUAUUUUGCCAGAUAAUAAGCCACGGAUGGUCUGUGGGCUUGGAUUUCCAGAGGAGGUCUUGCAAGGAGUGGCGGCCGGAAUUGAUUUUUUUGACUCAACGUACAUAUAUACCCUCACGCUUGGAGGAUUUGCACUUACCUUUCCACUGGACAAAAACGGGAUUCAAUAUAAUCUGCAGCGGAGUCAAAUAGGAAGUGACUCGACCAAAAUUAAUUUGAGAGCGACUGUUUAUAGGAAAGACUUGUCUCCCAUUCUUGGAAAUUGCAGCUGCUAUACAUGCCAGAACCAUACAAAAGCAUACGUCAAUCACCUACUCAAUGUUCACGAAAUGCUGGCACAAAUCCUACUAGAAAUCCACAAUACACAUCACUAUUUGAUGUUCUUUCGUCUAAUAAGGGAAACAAUCAAAGAAGGAAGCUUUGAACAAUUUCGACAAACAUUCAUCGAGAGCAGGCGCAGCCAUUUGAAAGGGGAAGCUGUUCCUGCUUAGUGCAGCCAAAUUUUGGAAGGAUUUUACUUUAGGGUUUAUGCUUAAUCUAGUGAGGAUGUCAUGCAUGACAAGGAGUUUAAGAAAUGAGCUCUAUUAUAUUUAUAUAUAGAUUUGGUGUGCUUUUGUGGAAACUAAACAGCAAAAUUGUAUAUUAUAUGGCUAUAUUGGGCCUGUCCAUUUUUUGCUUUGAAAUAUUAUUUUGUAAUGUAAUUUUUUAAAAUUCUUGUUUAAAACAAAUCAAAAAAAAAGCUGUUUGAUUAUUUUAUUUGAAAA
Messenger RNA from Prosopis cineraria, 1530 nucleotides. RefSeq lists its product as uncharacterized. NCBI's taxonomy places the organism in Eukaryota, Viridiplantae, Streptophyta, Magnoliopsida, Fabales, Fabaceae. The transcript has 10 exons. Gene Ontology annotation, molecular function: tRNA-guanosine(34) queuine transglycosylase activity. The record is from RefSeq and is a predicted model, not a curated record. The coding region runs from base 43 to 1257 and encodes 404 amino acids.